Geodia barretti is the source of this 696-nucleotide messenger RNA. The record is from the annotation of a GenBank genome assembly. NCBI's taxonomy places the organism in Eukaryota, Metazoa, Porifera, Demospongiae, Tetractinellida, Geodiidae.
AUGGGGUUUUGUAUGACAGUCACCAACACUAGUAUUGUGGUAGCUCAGUGUCCAUACAUACCAGUCAGCAACAACAUCCGUCACCUCUACCACAACAUCUAUAGAGUCCUGCCGACAGAUUUGGACGAGGUCAACUCUUCGCUGUGUGCUCCGUACAACAGGAGAGGAUAUCUCUGCAGUGAUUGUAAAGAGGGCCACGGACUGGCAGCAUACAGAUACUAUGGACUCAUGUGCGUGAAAUGCUCUCACCCAACACUAAUGCUGGGGGCUUACAUUAUCCUACUCUUGUCCCACCCAACGUUCUCCUUCUUUUUGUUUUUCUUGUUCAAGACAAACAUUCACUCGGGACAUUUGACUAGUUUUAUCUUCUUUUCGCACACAAUCGUUACCACAAUGUUCUUCUUCCCGCACCUAUCGAUACUCCCUAUGAAUCUGUUCGGUUACUGGCCCUUGCAGAUCAUCAUGUCGUUUUACGCAGUCUGGAGUCUCGACUUUGUGCAAUUUCUGAUACCCCCGUUCUGCCUACAUGCUAAAGGAAACAAGUGUAUAGUUGCACUGUGGAAGCCAUUCAAGAAGUUGCUGAAGGUCGAAGUUAAAGAUCUGUCGUCCAUUAUUUACACGUUUGGGAGUUUCGUUCUACUGUCGUACGGAAAGAAUCUGUUUGUAUCGUUUUCACUUUUCAGCAAUAUUUCCUAG